Molecule: messenger RNA, 2259 nt
Organism: Geodia barretti
Lineage: Eukaryota; Metazoa; Porifera; Demospongiae; Tetractinellida; Geodiidae
Source: the annotation of a GenBank genome assembly
AGGUGGAGGUGAUCCGGUGGCUGUUGACGCACGACCAUCACUCCAGACCCUCCGCCAAGGAUCUGCUCCAGUCCCGCCUCCUGCCACUCAAGAUGGAGGGCGAACAGUUGGAGGAAGUCCUCUCAAGAUCCAUGCAGUCCACCAACUCCACUCGCUACCAACCUCUGAUUGACAAGCUGUUCUCGGAGAUGCUCCUCAACUGAGGCCUUGGUGUGUGCCCUUCGACCAGGAGCCUGCAGACACAACGCGUAGACAGCAUGCGGGCGCCAAGAGAAACAUGGCUCGCGCGUGCGCUCUCGCCUGCAACAAAUGGUGGUCGCCAACGUGCAGCCGAUCUUGACCGACAUGUGUUGCAGUGGCGUCGCGUGUGGAGCCUCCACUGCUCUGUCCCCAGUUCCAGGCCACUCUACUCCAGUCCCAGGGCCCAUACCAUCAGUUCAUAGAACGGAAUGGGCCGUGGUGACCCUCCCCAGUGACAUUGUCUCCCACUGGCCCACUAUCGGCAUGCCCCAGCAAGACCUCACCUACUUAACAAGGUAUCCAGCAUUCCAGUGUACCAUGAGAGCAAGGUGCUGGGGCACACUCCAUCGUGAGCAGUUUGAGGCUCAGUUUGACGACUUGUCACUCUCUUCUCCGUCUCCUCCACACGCUUCUGACACAUCACUGCUCCUCUAUCUCACUCAAGAGUCAAUACCAAUUCAACGUCAAGGAGGAAAGAGCAAGAAAGACACUAAGCUCCCAUUGCGCCAACCAAAGAGAACACCAAAACAUAAGAACGACGCAAGUUCAAAAACAAGAACACAAAAAGACCAACCACCUAGUGCGCCAGACGAUGCUAGUCAGAGUCAAAGAGGUGACUCGUGGCAGGAGAAUCCUGGUCGGAAGUUCCAUGUUCCACGCUCCCAGCACUGGCAGUUUGCUGUUCUGGUGAACCACAUGAAGCUGCUGGAGGCCAUUCUACAGCACUGCUCCAUACCCAGAGAGAGAUAUAGUGACACUGCAGCCCUCCUCCAUAGGACUGCUAUGGGUGCUCUGAAGGUGAGUGAGCUGGAGAAGAAGCUAGUUGACAGUGGCCUCACUCUCUCCCCUCUUGCUCUAGUCAGCCUGGACCAGCUGACAGCAGACGCAACUAAUCUUGUGCCUCCAGUCCAGAAGACUCUGAACUGCUCCAAACACCCAACCAAAGAGCUAGAAAUCUACUGUGAGACUUGUAAAGAAGUAAUCUGUCGAGACUGCAUCCUGAAGGUCCAUCGCGACCACCAGUACGAUCUGGCAACCGACGUAUUCCCACAACAGAAGAAGGUGCUGGUUUCCUCAGUUGAGCCAGUAGAGCAGCAGCUAGCCUCAGUCAACAAGGCUCUGGAGGACCUCAAGUCUCUGUCUGGGGAAAUCACCAGCCAACGCCAGGCCUUGGAGACACAGAUCAGGGCAGAGAUUCGCCUCGGCCACCAAGCUCUCGAGGCAAGAGAAGAAGUCCUCGUCUCACAGCUGGACCAGAUGACUCGGGAGAAGCUGAAGAAUGUAGCUGCCCAGCAAUACCAGUUGGAACUGGUUGCCACUCGGUUGAAGAGCUGCUAUGGGUUCUUGCAGGAGAGCCUGAGAACUGGCAGUCAGGUAGAAAUCCUAGCCAUGGCCAAGCCUUUUGUGCAGCAGGUCCAAGACGUGACAUCUUCCUUCAAGCCAGAGUCCUUGGAACCAGAGGAACAAGCUGACUUGGAAUUCAACUGUAGUCAGAAUGAACUACUUCAGAUGUGCCAGCAAUACGGACAAGUCAUUGCCAAUCCUGUAGCCAAGUGUAGUGCUGAAGGUGAUGGACUCAAGUUAGCAGUGGUAGGAGAGAGAACCACAGCUACAGUGGAGGUGGUGGACCAGGAGGGGAGGAAGUACAGUCGUCCAGUGGAGGUGAGCUGUGAACUGGUGUCCAGUGAUGGGUCCAGGCGAGUGAGAGGAGAGGCAAAGAAAGUGAGAGACGGGGAGUACGAGAUCAGCUACCUCCCCCAGCACAGAGGACCACACUACCUCCACAUCAGAGUAGGAGACAAACACAUCUCAGGAAGUCCAUUCCCUCUCUCUGUCAUCACCACCACACCCACCAAUAUCAUCACUGGUGUCAAAGGUCCUUGGGGUUUAGCUCUCGACAAUAAGGGACAGUUAGUAGUAGUUGAAAUGAUCGGACACUGUGUAACAAUAUUCAGUGGCUCUGGAGAGAAAGUCAGAUCAUUUGGCAGCCAAGGGCUCUGGUCCAGGUCAGCUGAAUAG